Saccostrea echinata is the source of this 3438-nucleotide messenger RNA. RefSeq names its product endophilin-A3-like. The transcript has 11 exons. Gene Ontology annotation, cellular component: presynapse; glutamatergic synapse; cytoplasm. The record is from RefSeq and is a predicted model, not a curated record. The coding region runs from base 101 to 1189 and encodes 362 amino acids. Gene Ontology annotation, molecular function: protein binding. Gene Ontology annotation, biological process: synaptic vesicle uncoating. Lineage: Eukaryota; Metazoa; Mollusca; Bivalvia; Ostreida; Ostreidae.
AGCUGCGGAACUAGAACUAAAUUCGUCAACAGAUUAGUGGGAGUACGUCUAAAUAAUAAAUUUUGACAGCUUUGGAUUGUAGUGAUAAAUAUCUAUCAACAUGUCGUGGGAAGGAUUCAAGAAGCAGUUUAACAAAGCAAACCAGUAUAUGAGUGAAAAGAUUGGUGGUGCUAAAGGAACAGAACUAGAUGAAGAAUUUAUAGAGAUGGAAAGGAAAAUUGAUGUGAUGUCAAAGUUGGUGGAUGACUUAAUUUCAAAAACACAGGAAUAUCUCCAACCAAAUCCAGCUUCCAGAACAAAAAUGAUGGUUGUAAAUAACUUCUCCAAGGUUAGAGGAAACACAAAGAAUAUUUCCUACCCACAGCCAGAGGGAACUCUUGGGGAACACAUGAUCCGACAUGGCAAGGACUUGGGGGAGGAUAUGGUGUUUGGGGAGUGCCUCACGGAGGCCGGGGAGGUGUUCAAACAAAUCGCUGACCACAAGUACGCUCUGGAGGACGAGGUCAAACAGAAUUUCCUAGGACCUCUAUCAGAUCUCCAAUCCAAGGACCUUAAGGAGGUCAAUCACCACAGAAAGAAGCUCUCUGGUAGAAGGCUGGAUUUUGACUGUAAGAAAAGGAAGAAAGAAAAAGGAGAGGCUGGCGGAAAAACUGCAGGGUCCAAUGUGUCAGAUGAAGAAAUUCGAGUGGCAGAGGAAAAGUUUGAAGAAUCCAAGGAACUUGCAGAAAAAGCUAUGCAAAACUUACUGGAAAAUGAAGUGGAGCAGAUUGCUCAGCUUCAGUCCUUCAUCGAGGCUCAAAGGGAGUACCAUAAACAGGCGGCAUCACUCCUUGAUGAUUUACUGGACACCAUAGAGCAAAAACGCAGUGAUGCUUUAUCAAGACCAAAGAAAGAGUACGUACCAAAGUCAUCCAGCCGAAUUUCAACCGCUUCAAACCACAUGUAUGACACUGCUGACAGCUACAAUUUUAACAACACUCCCCCUGCUAGUGCACCCAAGAAAGAGCCAUGUGCAAAAGCUCUGUAUGACUUCGAGCCAGAGAAUGAGGGAGAACUAGGCUUUGUCGAGGGAGACAUGAUCAAGCUCAUCUCACAGAUCGAUGAAAAUUGGUAUGAGGGCUCUCUGCAUGGCCGAACCGGUUUCUUCCCAGUGAAUUAUGUGGAGGUUGUUGAAGAUCUUCCUCAUUGAGCUAUUCCAAAAUACACCACUAGACAGACAUGUGGGGCGGGGUAUUGGGAGGUACCUGUCGUGUACACAAAGGGUUUCAUUAGCCGAUUCUCAGUAGUUCAGUUCUGUUUAGCUUGCUGCCAUUUCCCUGACAAAUGCCUUUUUGAAACAUUCUGUGUAAGACACAGUAAGGUUUAUGGUGAUUGUUUUGAAAGUUUGAAAAACCAAACAAAACUCUGAUUUGUCUAUUGAUACUGUGUGCUCAGGGCAUUUUUAAAUGGUUUGUGUAGAAUCUUUCUUGUUGUGGUAUACCUGUCCUGUAUGAGAUUAUCUGUUCCACUUGUUUUCAGUCUCUCCAACUUUUCCUUGUUUAUUUUGGUGCUUGUUAGAGAUUAAUAGAUAAUAGAAAUGGAUUCAUUUUUAAGCAUUCUGUCAGUUAGUUCUCAUUUUCACCUUUUUUGUCUUGCCAGUUUUAACUAUUGUGUGGGUUAUGUCCCCUUGUAUGUCCUAAAAACCUUCACCAUAUGCACUCAAACUUAGAAAGUUUGCACUGUAGCAAUAUAGGUACGUUGUACAAUAAUCAAGUACAUGUAAUUUAUUAACUGUAAAUCACAUUUCAUAUAACUUUAUUUUUAUUAGAAGUUGUAGCAUUAUUAGAAACAAAUUUCAGAUAUCCACUGUAUGAUGUAAUUUAAGUUUACCGUUGAUGAGAACUUCAUGUUGGAGUGAAAUUAUGCAUAAAUAAAGUUCUUGUGAAGAAAAUGUAAUUAAGUGAACACGUAUUCCUUGUUAGAAUAUGACAAUUAAUUCUUUUUUGCAUGCAUGAACAUGACACUAUAUGGUUAUUAAUUUCUUGUUUUGAUACAUGGUAUCAGACAAUGUGUAGUUAUAUGUGUGGGCAGCUGUUAUAGAAGGCUCAAUUCUAGUUAAUGCUUGUUAUAUUGUGGUAUUUUACUUUCAAUGUGAACCAAAGAGAAGUAAAAAUUCCUCACUUCUGAAUUGGAAGAAAGCUUUUUUCUUUUUUUUAAAAAAAAAAAAAACCUUCUAAACUACCUAGUCAUGAAACCAAAAAACAGUUUUCGAAUUGUUGGAUUUAUAUCACACACCAGAACACCAACAAAAUUUUUGUCAGCUUUUGAAUCCACCCCCACUAAAAAAAAAUCGUGAUGAUUGUCCACAAAACCCUGUAGAAGUUUAUUGAUAUUUUAAAAGAUGAAACCCAUUUUUUUUCCCCAUGAAUUUCAGAUGGCUACCAUCUUUUUUAAUUCUUGAUGAUUUAACAAUGUCUUUGUACACCCUGUUACACUUACACAGAAAUACAGUAUGCAAUAUGUAUAUUCUGUAGACAUUGAUCUGCAUCGGAUAAAAUCUUUCCCUCUUUUCUAAAGUUCUGCUGGUCAGAAUGUGUUGUACUUUCUUUAUUGUAUAAACUUGUAUAAAAAUAGAAUUCAUUAUCUUAAAAAAAUAUUAUUAAAAUCAUUGUUUGCUUCAUAUUUUUUCUGGUUAUAAUUAUGUUAAGAAAAAAAUAUCAUUUGAUUUUUUUUUUCAUGUCAGGUUUGAUUAUUGUCAGCUUUCAGUUCUUUAAAGUGCUUACUGCUUGUUCCCAUUUUAUUUGUCAAUUUUUCAGAAUAAGGUUGAAAAUAAAAAUGAGUUUUGGUAGCUUUGAUAUGCUUGCAUUUUAAUUGUUUAUAAUGAUUUCCUUAAAUGAGUUCACUAUCAAAUUUUUACACACUUUUCAAGAUUUGUUUGUACGUGCACACCCCCCCCCCCCCCUUCCAUACCCUAAAAACUAUCCAUUGAUUUGUGUUAGUGUAUAAUGAGUACGUCUGCCUCUGUAUGUUGCAAUUUAAACAAAAUUGAAAAAAAUUAAAGUAUAUUCCAGUAUCUUAUGUGUAUUGAUUAGAAUGAAAUUAACAGGAAAGCUGAAAAUUAAAAUAUCUUUGAAGGGUGAAAUUGGAAAAUAUUAGUGAAAAUGUCUUAUAAAAAGUAUGUCUAUAAUAAAUACCUGUUAUAUGCGGUAAAUUUGAGCCAUACUAAAUAUGAUUUAAUAUAUAGUCUCUUUUUAAAUGUAAAUAAGAUAUUUAGUAAAUUUGGAUUCAUGUUUGUGUGUAUCGUUUUAAUAUACCUAUUCUUUUACACAGUGUUAUGAAGUUAAUUAGAUUUUUUCUGUUGUUACACAGACCUGUUUUGAUUGGAUUCGGUGUGAAUGAAUUGGUAUGUGAAUAAUGUUAAUAAAUAAAAGUAUCGUUAUAGAUAUACAUGUAUAAAAA